AUGACUGCCGCAAAGGUGGCAGAAUCCAGAGCAGAUUCCUAUGUCUGCAACCACCACCAUUUUGGAAGAUCUAAGAUGGCAUUAGCAAGUGGACAUUGGAUUAGAAAAGAUGUGGCUGGAGAUAUCCCAGAUCCUCGACAUGGACAGGCAUUGGCAGUUGCAGGAAAUAUUGCUAUUAUGUUUGGAGGCUGCUCCUUUUAUAAUACUUCUGAUGAUCAACCAACAUAUUUCAAUGACUUCUACAUGCUGACAAUUACUUCCACUGAUCUGACUUGGGAAAAGAUACCACAGGAUGGACACAUCCCUUGUCCAAGACAAGGGCACACACUUUGUGUAGUAAAAGGCAAGAUAUAUUUAUUUGGAGGUUGUGCAAGUAAGAAUGCUGAGCAGUGCCUUCCAGGAGUCUACACAUUUGAUCUCGGUUCUUUAACAUGGCAGAAGGUAACAACCACAGGUAUUGCACCUCAGACCCUCAAGCAUAGGUCAGCUGUAGUAGGUGAAAACAUCUAUGUCCAUGGUGGUAUGCUGUAUGGAAAAACUGUUGAUGACCUGUACAUGCUCAAUACAGUGUCCUUAAGCUGGACCCCAGUCAAAACCACUGGUUCAUCCCCUGGUUCCAGGUCAGGCCAUGCAUUUAUUCCAGUUGGAAAAAUAAUCUAUAUGUUUGGAGGUUGUUCUGAUGAAGGGGAAUAUUGUACGGAUGUAUUUACACUGGACACAGUAAUAUUAACAUGGAAAAAAUGUGAAGUCAGAGGAGAAAAGCCUGUUGGAAGGUCGCAUCAUACAUUCACAGCCCAUUGUGAUAAGGACAUUUAUUUGUUUGGAGGAAUUUCUGAGACCAAAGAUGGUAAUAAAAUACCAAACAAUGAUAUUAUGAAAUUAAGUUUAGCACGGAUGAAAUGGAAAACACCACUUUAUGUAGGGAUCCCUCCUGCUAGCAGAUAUAACCAUGUAGCAUUUAUUCUGCAUAGCCAUCUCUAUAUCUUUGGAGGAAUAAAUGAAGAUGAAGAAUUCAAUGAUCUAAUAGGAAUGAAACUGAUAAAUCCUUCAGACAGACGACCUAUUAUGAAGGAGAUUUUUUCAGAAUUGGGAAUCCAUGGACUAAACAGCAGGUUUACUCCCACCAAAAUCCCCAAGGUGAAAUAUGAGUUAACAGAACCUUCUUUCCUGUCUGGAAUUGAAUCUCCCCGGCCGUCUGCUCCAGCAACCCAGCUCCAAGAUUUCCAUUCAGUGCGUAACCAAGCAAUGGACAUGAUUAUAACAGCCUUUGGUUUGCUGGAUUCUGAGUUUCAAAAACUCGGCAUUUUCCAACUAUAUCAAAAUCAAGUCUUUUUACUCUGGGUGGAUUAUAAAUCUGGUGCAAAAGCAGAAUUGGUCCAGGCUACAAUGGUUUUACAACGUGAAAAGGAGCAGUACAGCAAACAGUUCAAAAAUCAGCAGAAGGAGCUGGAAGAGAUGCUAGAAAAACACAAAGCACAAAAUGAAGCAUGGCUGAAAGCCAGAGCAGAAGAAAAUGACAAGGAAAGGAAAGAAAUCUACAAAAUGAGGGAGGAAAUUCUCCAGGAACAGGAUCGGUUGAGAGAAGAACAGCAAAGCAUUCAGAAGCGCAAUCAGCAGCUACUUUCACUAAUGCAGCAGUUCAAAGGCAUGUGAACAGUGUGCUGAAUAAAACCUGAUCACAUGUCCAGAUCAAAGCAACCACUCAGCACCACUUGAACAACUGAUCUCUUAUGUCUAGCAUAACAAAGAUCCAGUUACUAUACAAAAUGAAGUUUGAUCUCAAUAAGUUUUCAUUCAACUUUAGGACUAUGGUUUAAUUAAAUUCCCAUCCACUUUUAAAUGGGCUUUUCUGGCUUUUUCAAAAUAUAAAGCACAUGUCUACUUAAAUAACUGGACAAAUUACAAAGUGCUUUACAGGAUAUCUUUAUUAAGAAAGAUUAAAUACUGUGGAAAUCUGUGAAACUUCAAAAAGAUCAUGCUUAGGAAACAGUGUCAUUAAAAGAACAAUUUGAAUAGGAUUUUGACUAGACCUGCUUAGGAUUGUUCUCUAAUUUGAAGCUUGUCCCACUGAUGGGUUGGGAUUGACCCAGUGGUGGGAUUCAGCAGGUUCGCACCACUUCGGCAGAACCGGUUGUUAAAAUGGUGCUUGUAGACAACCAGUUGUUAAAUCAUUUGAAUCCCACCACCGGAACUGGUUGUUAAAUUAUUUGAAUCCUACCACUGGUACCAGUGAAACAUGGGAGCUCAUCCAAGCCUAAUCUGUUGGAAGUCAGUGUUUUGAAACUAUAUAGCACUGACAAUUUAAACAUUGCAUUAUUUUAUGUGGUUAAGACUGAUAAAUGAAAUGGGGAAGAUUAAUUCAUUGUUUCUCUUUGUAGAAGAACUGGGUAUCUCCAACGUUCCUAUGUUACACUUACAUUUUCACCAGUGUAACUGUGCUGUUACUUAAUUAUCUUUGAUCGAAAGUUCCUCAAAUCUUUCCUCAAAGCAAAGUGUUCAACAGCAAUAUUUUUUCUUUAAUUUGACUUGACAAGUUUUAAAAUGUUUGAUGAUUUAACAAUUUCUUAGAGCAGGGCAAAGAUUCAUGUUCUUUUGUAUGGAAUUACUAGCUAGUUUCCUUUGAAUUGAUCUAUGAAGAAAGCAACACUGAAUUAUUGCUUUGUGGGGAUUCUCUAUAAAACCUAUGUAAGAAUAUAUGUCUUUGUUUUCUAUGAAUCACUUGAUUAUCUGAUUGAUGAUAACCAUUUUGUGCCACAGAAUGAGAGGAAUAAAGUGAUACCUUUUUCUUGG
Sphaerodactylus townsendi is the source of this 2790-nucleotide messenger RNA. Its product is annotated as dynein alpha chain, flagellar outer arm-like. The coding region runs from base 1 to 1653 and encodes 550 amino acids. The transcript is spliced from 20 exons. The record is from RefSeq and is a predicted model, not a curated record. Gene Ontology annotation, molecular function: protein binding. Lineage: Eukaryota; Metazoa; Chordata; Lepidosauria; Squamata; Sphaerodactylidae.